Molecule: messenger RNA, 1816 nt
Organism: Etheostoma cragini (Arkansas darter)
Lineage: Eukaryota; Metazoa; Chordata; Actinopteri; Perciformes; Percidae
Gene: herpud1
Product: homocysteine-inducible, endoplasmic reticulum stress-inducible, ubiquitin-like domain member 1
Exons: 8
Coding region: 259-1554 (431 amino acids)
Biological process (GO): negative regulation of endoplasmic reticulum stress-induced intrinsic apoptotic signaling pathway; ubiquitin-dependent protein catabolic process; endoplasmic reticulum unfolded protein response
Cellular component (GO): endoplasmic reticulum membrane
Molecular function (GO): transmembrane transporter binding
Source: RefSeq, a predicted model, not a curated record
ACAAACGGACGGUAACCAAUCAGGAGUGGCCACAGCGCGUUUUGAAACAACCCUCCCCCUCACAAAAGUCCCGUAUGACAUCCAGCAGAAAGACACAAGUCUAGAUUAAGCAGUCCCACAAGUUUCUUCUUAGACAAGACACUUUGCAUUAUUUUCUUUUAUCUGCUGAUAAAUUGUAUCAGGAACACUCAUAUUUUGACGACUAGCUAGUCGUCGUUAUUAGCUAAACACGAGACUACCACUAGGGAAACAGCAAAAAUGGAUGUGGGCGAUUCUCAACAAAAGACGAUUACUAUUUUUAUAAAAACGCCUAACCAAGCUCUGGAGGACCAAACCGUCGAACACGUCUAUCUGAAUUGGACUAUAAAGGACCUAAAAACGCAUUUGUCGACUGUUUUGACAACUAAACCGGCUGUGAGUGACCAGAGACUCAUCUAUGCUGGUAAACUGCUGCCCGAUCAUCUGCACAUCAAAGAACUCUUCAGACAAACUGACUCUAUUCCUACACUGCACCUGGUGUGUGCUUUUAGGAUUCCAUCCCAAGAACCCCUUGGAGCUAGACCUAAGACAAGAGAGACCGCACAGCCACAGCCCUCCAGUCCGAGGACCGUGACAGCCUCUACUUCACCUAGUCCCGGCAGCCCCUGCUUCACAGCCCAGAGUUCCAGCACGCCGAAGCUGAGACAGAGAAGGCAGACCUCUUCACCUGCUUCUGCUGCUCCGGCUCACACGCAGACCCCUGCCUCUCCACCAGGAACUCCUUCAUGGUCUGCUGCUGCAAUGCCUGGGGCACCACAGAUGACCCAACCAGCCUUUCCCACCUACUCUCUGUACAGCCCUCAACAGCUACUAUGGUUCCAGCAUGUCUACGCGAGACAGUAUUACAUGCAAUACCACGCAGCUAUGGCUGCAGCAGGCACUGUCCCCUCAGCACCAGUUACAACCAUUGGCCAGUAUCCUCCUGUUCUCGCCCAACAAGCACCUGUCCCAAACCCCUUGGCCAAUCAGAACCCCAUUGACAACCUGCCAGUGAAUCAGAACCAGGGUGGGGCUUUCAUCAAUCCUGGGGAGGCCAACCAGAACAUGAGGAUGAACGCACAGGGCGGACCUGUAAUGGAGGACGAGGAGAAUAUGGAGCGUGAUUGGCUGGACUGGUUGUACUCUGCUGCCAGAUUCGGCAUUUUGGCUGUAAUUGUGUACUUCAACUCCAACCUGAGUCGCUUUCUCUUGGUGAUGGGCACCCUCCUCCUCAUGUACCUACACACUGUCGGUUGGUUUCCUUUCAGAAGGCGAGUGCAGGUCCAAGGUCCCAACCAUCUCCCACCCCCUGAGGUCCAGCAGCACGAGAACAGGAACCCAAAUCCAGUAGACGAGCUUGCUGACGGUCAAAGGGAGGAACCUGCAGCUGCACUGGACGGAGUGGAUGGAGAAGGACCAAUGAUGGCAGUUUUAGUGCCUCCUCACAGGGUGUCAUUCAUGUGGACGGCCUGGGUUUUCUUCAAAACCUUCUUCUCCUCCCUCAUACCUGAGGUACCUCAGGGUAUGGCCAACUGACCACCAAGGACAGACGAUUGAUAGGGACAGCAGAGUGUUUUAUUUUAUAUUUACAGUAGGGAACAAUAUUAUCUGGAGCUGUCAACUCAAGAAAAAAUAAAAGCAAGGGAAUUGUACGUGUGCAUAUCAACAAUGACUGGAAUUUCCCUAUUGCAACAGGAGACUAGCUUGAGCUAAGUUAAAACACCAGCAACAUAAAGCAAUGCCAGCCCCUUGAAUUUCCAAAACUGUGGACUGGAGACUUAGGUUGCAAAGGACGAAU